Messenger RNA from Paramecium pentaurelia, 2111 nucleotides. NCBI's taxonomy places the organism in Eukaryota, Ciliophora, Oligohymenophorea, Peniculida, Parameciidae. The record is from the annotation of a GenBank genome assembly.
AUGUAAAAUUUUAAGGAAGAAACACUUGUACGAUCACUUGUCUCUAAUAUAUGUAGACCUAUUGUUGAAAAGUAAUCAAACUAUUGUAAUAUAGACUUGAAAAUAUUUAAAAGGAUGUUGAAAACAUUUAGUUUUAUAUACAUUAACAUACAAGAAAGAUAGAUAUUUUAUAAGAUAAGUCAGAUCAAUUAUCAUUUGAUAUGUAAUGUAAUAACUUAUAUAAUAGAAAACUUAAUAAUGAUGUAAUUGAGCAUUUUAAAAAGAAUUUACAAGAUGAUUAAUAAAAAGUACUUGAGAUGGAAAAGCAUUUUAAUUUAGAAUUCAAUAAAAUAAGAUUAGAAUAAGGAGCUAUAAAAUUAGAUUAAGAAAACGAAAAGAAGGAAAUCAAAAUAUUAGGUGAUGUUUAAUAAAGUUUAACUGAGAGAGUUGAAAUAUACAAUAAUUAUCAAAGUUAGAAAUUGUAUCAAUAAGAAUUUGCAAUAAGUAAUGUAGACACUUCAAAUACUAAAAUAGUCAAAUAAUUAACAGAAACUAAUCUGAAAGUAUCAAAUCUAAUCUAUUUAUUAGAAUAAAGAAGAAAUAUAGACUUUAAAUACAUUAACAAAAGAUCUAUUAUCUAAAAUUUAAAAUAAUGAAUAAGAAAUCAUUAAAAUUCAAUGUAGUAAAUAGUGGAUGUAAGAUAUGAUUGUAGAAUUAAGAUAAAAAUCAUAAUUCUUUUUGACUAUUGAUUAAAUGGAUUUGAUUUAGUAAACACCUAUAAAAAUACUUCCUAAUCUCAUCUCUAAUAAUAAUCAAAAAAUCUCAAAGUAUUAAUCAUAUUUUUAUUAGUUAAGUUGAUUUAAAUUAAAUAUAAGAAAUAAUUGCUGAUAAAUUUGAAUAAUUAACAAAUUUAUUUUCUACUUAAAUUUAAUAAUCAUAAGAUUAACAUAAAAUCUAAUUAGAUGAAUUUAAAAAUACAUUAAAUAAACUUAAAAAUGAAUUUGCUAAAAAUAAUUAAUUUAUCAAUACCUUUUUAAAGGAUACAAAUGAAAAAUUAUUAAAUGCAAUUAAUGUAGCUUAAGAUUAAAAAAUUAUAUCAAAAUAAUAAAUCAAUCAACUUGAUGAAUAAAUCAAAAGAUAAUUAUAAAAGAUUACAUAAGAUAUUUAAACUAUUUAAACUAAUAUAACUGGACUAGAUCUUCGAAUGGCUGAAACCCAUUUAAGAGUUGUUCAUGUUCAAGAAAAAUAAUAAGAAAUAUAAGUUCAUUAAACCUCUUUUUAAUAUUUAAAUAAUCAUAAUGAAAUUAUAAGUUGUAUGCCUAUGAAAUAAGAUUCAUUAUAUUCUGAUUCUUUUUUAAUCAAUAAUGCUAUUACUUAAAAAAUUAUUAAAACUGAUUAAUCUAUUUAAGCUCAACCUAUAUAAUAGAUUUAAAUGAAAAAAUAAGGAGAAAUAUAAAUUGUAGAAUCAGAUUAAAUUAUAUUAAAUUAAGAUGAAUAAGAAAUCUAUACUAAAAACUUACCAAAAAUUCAAAAUGAUAUUAUAAAACUUAAAUCAGAUUUUUUUAAUGAAUAAUAAUUCAAUCAAAAUCAAAUUAACAAAUUAUUAAAAUCAAAAUCAAUUACUGAUUAAUAACUUAAAGAUAUUGAUUAAUAAUUAAAAUAGUUUAAUUAGUAUUUUGGUGUUAUAUUCUCUUUAAUUUUACAUAAUGAAUUAAUAGGAACAGAUAAUCAUGCAAAAAUUAUCGGAAAUGGAUUUAAAUUCGAAUUCAUACCUUUUUAAUAAGAUGAAACUACAAUGAUGUCUUAUUAAAAUAAUAAGAUUGCUAAAGUGGAUCUUUUAAUGAAAACUAUUACUAGUAAUCAUUCUAUUAUUAAAAAAUAAAGAUAAAAUACAUUCGAAUUCUAAUAAGAAAAAAAGAGAUUUGAUACUGAAACAAGUAGAGAAUUAUAAAGUAUAAUUUAUAAUUAAAAUUAUAGCUAUGUAUAGUAAUAAAAAGUAUAGAUUAUGGGAUGAUAAAUAAAUCACUUAGACUGAAAGACUUAAUUUAUCUGUUGAUGCUUCAGGAUAUUAAUAAUUACCAAAGUAGAAAGUAAAGAAAGUUCUAGUAAAAUAUAAGAGAUUAUUAAAUUGA